AUGGCCAUGAGAGUUCCAGUGAGGCAGAUGAACGGAAAGGUGAUCCUUCUGGAAGUGACUUCCUGUGCGACGGUGCGAGAACUCAAGAGGCAGCUGAGAGGAUGGCAGCCUUGCGAAGAUGAGCUGACGCGGCAAAUGACCACGGUGGAUUUGGUCCUUGGUGAAGAGAAGCUCCUUGACAAUGACGCAACCAUCGAAGAGGCUGGAAUCUCCGCAACUACUUCCGCACUGCAGGUGCUCUACAGCAUCAAUCCUGUUCAAUGCUCCAGACAAGAGUCUAGUGAAGUUGAUGAGGAGGAUUUGCUGGUGGUCAGCAUUCCUGAGUUGUCCACCUGCAUUACUGAGUGCGCCUUCUUCCGGUGCAGCUUCUUGGUGAAGGUCCUCAUUCCUGAGUCGGUGACAGAAAUCGAUGAUUCUGCCUUUGAAGAGUGUGCCUCCUUGAGCUGCUUGACCCUGCCAGGGUCUUUGACCUUGAUCGGAGACUCUGCCUUUGCAGGCUGCACAUCGUUGACGAGCUUGAGCAUCCCACAAUCUGUGACGUACAUGGGGCAAUCUGCCUUCCAAGGGUGUAGCUCUUUAAAAGAUCUCAACAUCUCAGAGUCUUUGAACGAGAUCUCUCCUUCGGCUCUGAGGGACUGUAGCGCUCUGAAGCACUUGACCAUCCCAGACUCGGUGCAUGAGUGUCGUCCUUUGACGACGAACAUGGCCACGUGGGCUGCAGUCAUGGCAUUUCCGAUCCGGUUGCUGGCCCCAAAGGGUUCACCUGCCUGA
Molecule: messenger RNA, 771 nt
Organism: Durusdinium trenchii
Lineage: Eukaryota; Dinophyceae; Suessiales; Symbiodiniaceae
Source: the annotation of a GenBank genome assembly